Oncorhynchus tshawytscha (Chinook salmon) is the source of this 2691-nucleotide messenger RNA. RefSeq lists its product as uncharacterized. The record is from RefSeq and is a predicted model, not a curated record. Bases 1 to 2049 code for a protein of 682 amino acids. The transcript is spliced from 6 exons. Lineage: Eukaryota; Metazoa; Chordata; Actinopteri; Salmoniformes; Salmonidae.
AUGUCUGGAUCUGUUCAGAUGGACCUGCUGGAUCUGUUCAGAGUGACAGCUGUCAGCAUCAACAACCCCUGGUGGAGAGUGGACCUGCUGGAUCUGUUCAGAGUAACAGAUGUCAGCAUCAACAACCCCUGGUGGAGAGUGGACCUGCUGGAUCUGUUCAGAGUAACAGAUGUCAGCAUCAACAACCCCUGGUGGAGAGUGGACCUGCUGGAUCUGUUCAGAGUAACAGCUGUCAGCAUCAACAACCCCUGGUGGAGAGUGGACCUGCUGGAUCUGUUCAGAGUAACAGUUGUCAGCAUCAACAACCCCUGGUGGAGAGUGGACCUGCUGGAUCUGUUCAGAGUAACAGCUGUCAGCAUCAACCCCUGGUGGAGAGUGGACCUGCUGGAUCUGUUCAGAGUAACAGCUGUCAGCAUCAACAACCCCUGGUGGAGAGUGGACCUGCUGGAUCUGUUCAGAACAGUAACAGUGUCAGCAUCAACAACCCCCUGGUGGAGAGUGGACCUGCUGGAUCUGUUCAGAGUAACAGCUGUCAGCAUCAACAACCCCUGGUGGAGAGUGGACCUGCUGGAUCUGUUCAGAGUGACAGCUGUCAGCAUCAACAACCCCUGGUGGAGAGUGGACCUGCUGGAUCUGUUCAGAGUGACAGCUGUCAGCAUCAACAACCCCUGGUGGAGAGUGGACCUGCUGGAUCUGUUCAGAGUAACAGCUGUCAGCAUCAACAACCCCUGGUGGAGAGUGGACCUGCUGGAUCUGUUCAGAAGUAACAGCAUCAACAACCCCCCCUGGUGGAGAGUGGACCUGCUGGAUCUGUUCAGAGUAACAGCUGUCAGCAUCAACAACCCCUGGUGGAGAGUGGACCUGCUGGAUCUGUUCAGAGUAACAGCUGUCAGCAUCAACAAACCCUGGUGGAGAGUGGACCUGCUGGAUCUGUUCAGAGUGACAGCUGUCAGCAUCAACAACCCCUGGUGGAGAGUGGACCUGCUGGAUCUGUUCAGAGUGACAGCUGUCACCAUCAACAACCCCUGGUGGAGAGUGGACCUGCUGGAUCUGUUCAGAGUAACAGCUGUCAGCAUCAACAACCCCUGGUGGAGAGUGGACCUGCUGGAUCUGUUCAGAGUAACAGCUGUCAGCAUCAACAAACCCUGGUGGAGAGUGGACCUGCUGGAUCUGUUCAGAGUGACAGCUGUCACCAUCAACAACCCCUGGUGGAGAGUGGACCUGCUGGAUCUGUUCAGAGUAACAGCUGUCAGCAUCAACAACCCCUGGUGGAGAGUGGACCUGCUGGAUCUGUUCAGAGUAACAGCUGUCAGCAUCAACAACCCCUGGUGGAGAGUGGACCUGCUGGAUCUGUUCAGAGUAACAGCUGUCAGCAUCAACAAACCCUGGUGGAGAGUGGACCUGCUGGAUCUGUUCAGAGUGACAGCUGUCACCAUCAACAACCCCUGGUGGAGAGUGGACCUGCUGGAUCUGUUCAGAGUGACAGCUGUCACCAUCAACAACCCCUGGUGGAGAGUGGACCUGCUGGAUCUGUUCAGAGUAACAGCUGUCAGCAUCAACAACCCCUGGUGGAGAGUGGACCUGCUGGAUCUGUUCAGAGUAACAGCUGUCAGCAUCAACAACCCCUGGUGGAGAGUGGACCUGCUGGAUUUGUUCAGAGUAACAGCUGUCAGCAUCAACAACCCCUGGUGGAGAGUGGACCUGCUGGAUCUGUUCAGAGUAACAGCUGUUAGCAUCAACAACCCCUGGUGGAGAGUGGGCCUGCUGGAUCUGUUCAGAGUGACAGCUGUCACCAUCACCAACAGAGGAGAUGAUGUUCCUGAGAGGCUUGAUGGUGCUGAGAUCCGCAUCAAUAACUCACUGGAGAACAACAGCAUCAACAACCCCAGAUGUGUUGUCAUCUCCAACAUCCCAGCAGGAGAGACCUACACCUUCCAGUGUAAUGAGAUGGAGGGUCGCUAUGUUGUUGUGGUGAUCCCUGAACAGAACAAGAUUCUCACUCUGUGUGAGGUGGAAGUUUACGGCCUUCCUGCAGGUAAUCAUCUGUAACUGUCGUCGCUCUUCAGAUUUAUUACCAAGGUAUCAUCAGGGUUUCUACUACGUCACAUGCGAUGUGUUCAGCAAUUACAUCACAGGAUCCAUCUUGUUGUGAAAUAAGUAGGACAAGUGUUGUUGCCAAAGUUAGAAUAAACUCACUGCCACUCAAUUUUUUUUGUAUUUUUUCUAGCUUUUUCUACCUAGACAAUUUUUUUUGCUAUUAUUUUUAUUUUUUCGUAUAAGUGUGUCCUGUAUUCAUGAUGUCCCCAUUGGCCCGAUACGUCCCCAUUGGCCCGAUACUUCCCCAACAAGUUACACCCACAUCAAACUACACCCCCAAGCCAACUCAAGUUUGGUUCCUGUCAUGGCCGCCCGCAUUUCUUGAGGUGCAAGCCAAAAAACAUGGCCGAAUCAGCUGUUGCAGUUCCCCUUCAACCUUUAUCUAGUUGUUUUCUAGACGUCUCCUGGUUCUGUAUGUUUAUAGUGUUCUAUGUGUGUCUUCUUUCUUUCCCACUUCUCAGCUGUAAUGCUCUCUUUUUGAGUGUGGGUUCCUUAUACUUUAUCUUGCUUUAUCUUGGCCAGGUCGCAGUUGUAAAUGAGAACUUGUUCUCAACCCGCAUACCUGGUUAAAUAAAGGUGAAAAAAAAAAUUGAA